Molecule: messenger RNA, 2232 nt
Organism: Vollenhovia emeryi
Lineage: Eukaryota; Metazoa; Arthropoda; Insecta; Hymenoptera; Formicidae
Exons: 8
Coding region: 1051-2208 (385 amino acids)
Source: RefSeq, a predicted model, not a curated record
CCAGUGAGAGAUGAUUCGUCGAUCGACGAAUAAUUUCUCGCUGGGCUAUCUCAUCAUAGAGAACUUUCCCCUAUAUAUAAUCAUAUAUAUAAUAUAUUAUUAUAGCAGGAUACAAUCACAUUGCAAUAAAAAAAUAGAAAAAUGCCUAGAUACCAUGAGAAUAUUGUGGUAAUCAUCAGCGACAAAACAGAAUCAAAGGGUGCGUUCAGCAGGAAAAGCUGCUUUGCAACAGUUGUAAAAUUCGUAAAUUCGAUUGGAGUAUGCUCUUAAAUUCUACCGUAAUGAAGAGCUCAGUCAGAUUCAAGAGUUUUACAACAGUUACAAAGCAGCUUUUUUCCGCCGAACGCGGCCAAAGAUCCAGAAUUCUGAAUAAAUGAUCACUAUUGGUCCAAGGAAGAACUUGGGCACGUUUGACCGAAACUCGUCGGGUCGAAUUUACGAAAUACUCCCGCGGUUUCUUCGCGUUUUGGCGCGUCCCGCCGUUCGAGAAUCACGUAAGUCGAUACACCGUGUCGAGAUAUCGAAGCUGCACUUCCUGCACUUGAACGAGGGGAGGGAAAGAGCAGAAGAUAUAAAAAAAAGGUGCAGCCUUCGUUCUCUCUUUUCUUCUACGUGAGGUCGCGUCUCUUCCCUCGUCUUUUACCCUCGACGCUUCUUAUCGUCGUUUCCCCCCGCGACCGCGAGCCUUCCGCGAGGGCGCUAGUGCACGGCAAAGGCAGCACAGCUGUUUCACAAUCGCGCCAAAUCGGGGGGGACUACCCGUUGCGAGCCGAUUCAAAUUCUGACGCUGCACACCUCGACUCCAAUAAAAUCUAAAUGUGCCCGUUAUUCGUCGUUUAAAUUCAGUUAAAACGUGCCAUUAUCCGCAACUUGACACAAUCCGCGUGAAAGUAUCGAGUGAGACGACGUGCUCCGAUCGCGAAAGUACGACUUCGGGAAAUUCUCGCCAAAUAUGCCACUCGAUACAACAAUGAAGGACCGUACGCUUCCUGCCAACAUACAUUCCUAAAAACUGGCGAGAUCCGGGGGAAUCGUGGAUUUAGCUCCAAGAUGAUUUGGCUUUUGUUACUUGCUAUUCAUGAAAUAUCCGCCAGCAAUGGCAACGCGAUCUUAAGAGACUUGGGAGAAAAGGAAUACUCCCUGAUAAAAGCAAAAUCAUCGCUACCGCAACAUGGAAAGUGCUGGCAUGUCGCGCUCCAAGCGUUGGAGGGCAAUUGUGAAAAGUUGAACGAUCAGGAGCACUCGCUUCUCGCCUUGCGCCUAGCCAAUUGUUUCUUGGAGGAUUCCGGUCACGCGAUCUACAACUGCCAUCUCAGCGAGACGGAAGACGAGCGUCGGAAAUGCAUCGGCGGCAUGGCAGACCGAGCGUUCAGCGUUUACAAUGAAUUCUACACUCACGCGACUCACAUCUGUUUCUUUUUGAAUCAUGAAGCUUGGCAGGCCGAAGUUGAUAACACUAUAAAGUUAUUGUUUCACGUGACUUCCCGGAUGAAGGCUCAAUUGCUAGAAGCGUCGGAGAUGCAAGGUGUAAUAUUGAAUAGUCAGAAGGAGGGCUUGCGUAUUCAAAACGAGCUUUUAGACCACGGCAAAGAACUCGAGACUGUACUACAAACUUCGUCCGAGACGGUUAACACUAUGGUGUCAGAUUUCAAAGAAUCUGCCAAAGAUCAGAAAGAGUUGCUUUACGAGAUCUUCUCAUAUGUACGCACCUUCCAAAGCUGGAUUAUUGGAGAAGUGUCUUGGUUUCAAUCUAUCAUUUUUUAUACCGUCAGCUGUAUUCUAUGCGCGUUAUUCAGUUCUUCCAGAAGAACGGUUGAUGCAAGAGUUACGCUCUUCGGCAUCCUAAGUUUAAAUAUCGUGGCCGAGAGAAUACUAGUUCAAUAUUAUGACAAAAUUAUUUCUCAGUCUCCGGAUGAUAAGACGCAUCUGCUAAGUACAACGUGGUUGUACAGAAAAAUUGCCUUGAUACUUUGUGCUAUAACAUUAUUCUGUACAUAUUACUAUUAUAAAGACGGACAGUUAGAGAAUUAUAAGACUUUACGAAGAAUUGAACAGCAAUUGGACGUCAUACAGAAAACUACAACUAUUUCCCAAGCUAUUUCCAGCAACAUCGAACCAAUUCGUUACUCAAAACGGCUCGCAUUGAAACGUAUGCACACGAUUUCUGACAAACUCGAGGACGCCGUCGAUAAUAAGAACAGGAAAUAAUUAUUUUAAGUUAAAAAAACUUAU